This is a messenger RNA of [Torrubiella] hemipterigena, 3022 nucleotides long. The record is from the annotation of a GenBank genome assembly. NCBI's taxonomy places the organism in Eukaryota, Fungi, Ascomycota, Sordariomycetes, Hypocreales, Clavicipitaceae.
AGCGCAAUGACGGCCAAUAACUCAAGCAGCAGUGGUAAGCUACCCGUGCCCACUUGUCAGGCACAUCUUGAGCCAUUUGUCUCCAACCAUUUAUGCCGACCCUCCGGGGGGUGUAUUCUGGAGCCUGAUUGUGCUCGAACGAAAGAGCGAAGCGCGAAUGGGCCGACCAACUUUAUCUUUGCCUUCUUCCAAAUCCAAUAAACUCGACUAAUAUUGUUCAACUGUCAAGUUUGUAUCGGCCGACAACAGAACAAAUUAGACUACUAACAUGGACACACCCAAACCUCAUCGACCCUCGCGAACUUGCACGCUUUGUCGACAGCGCAAAGUCAAGUGCGAUCGCCAACGGCCCUGUUCUCAAUGCAUUCGAGCCAAACUAGAAUGCACAUAUCCUCCAGGUCCUGGAAGAGCAGCAAAGCGAUCCCGAAACACGAGCGCUUUUCAAGCUCAGGUGGUUGAUAAGCUGCAUAACCUCGAAAAAGUCAUAAAGCAGUUCACAGCAGAACGUGAGGCUGCUUUGGAAGGCAACGAUACCUUUGAGAGCAGCCCUAUAGAUAUGUCUAUAGGCGCAACUAGUUCGGAUAUGGCGUCCCCCAACGUACAGGUUAAUGGGAAGCCCACGGCAGGCUCGGAACCGCACAACGACGAUACUCCUGUUGAGGAGCAAAUCGGCCGUUUGAUAGUGCAAGACACAAAAAGCCACUACAUUAGCAAUAUUCUAUGGUCGAAUCUUGGAAAUGAGAUCGAGGAACUACGUGAUAUGCUAUACGAACCGAUAUCCGAGGAUGAAAGUUGCGUACAGAGCAAAGCGCUCAUAUCCACCCCCAUAAAGCCAAUGUCCUCCAUUUUAUGUUUCUUCCCCGAAGUCUCAGACCCGAUGCGGGUGCAGCACCCAUCGUUGUUCCAAUCCGUCGCUUUGCUGGAUCUAUUCAGCACCAAUGUGUUACCGCUAGUACACAUAUUUCACAUGCCCACCACAUCGAGGCUGUACUGGGACGCAAUAGCUUCGCUAAAUUCUCUCGAUCGGAAUACUGAAGCCCUUUUAUUUGCCAUUUACUACUCUGCUAUUCUUAGUGCGGAGCCAGAGACAAGAGAGAGUAUUCUUGGUAUGCCCUCUAACGCUGCUCUGGAGAUGUACCGUUCAGCGGUUGAGCAGGCCAUAACUCGAGCUGAUCUCUUGAAUACACGGAGCAUACUUUUACUACAGGCAGCAGUGCUCUUCCUUUCGGCGCUGCGAAACGAAGAUGACUCGCGCACAGCCUGGUCGCUAAUACCUCUGGUUCUCCGCAUUGCACAAGCAAUGGGCCUCCACCGAGACGGAAGCAUGUUCGGAUUGAAGCCUCUCGAGAUAGAGGUACGUCGCCGACUGUGGUAUCAUAUAUGUUUGCUUGAUAUGAAAUCUUCUGAAUAUCAUGGCUUUGAACCAAUCGUCCACGAAGCCAAGUUUGACACCAAGCUGCCGCUCAACAUAAAUGACAGCGAUCUGAACCCACAAAUGAUAGAGCCACCUCCAGAACGUGACGGGCCAACUGAGAUGACUUUCUGUCUGAUUCGCUGCGAGGCAAUGAGAACGGCCCACAAAGUUGGCUACGCACCGCCGAGUUUGAGAAUCCCAGGUCUAGCAGAUGGCGGUGUUCUAUCCAUACAGGAUCGAGAGUCCUUCGUAGAAGAUCUUAGUGCACUCUUUGAGGAUCGAUACAUAAAAGGUUUCGAUUCGGCCCAGGCUUUUCAACACUUUUAUACCGUGGUUGCACGUUUGAUUGUUGCACGAAUGAGACUGGUUGUGCUUUUUCCAUUUGGGUCCAAGGAUAACAAUGGUUCCAAUAUGAGCGGAGCGUCUCGUGACCGACUCUUUUCCAUUUCCAUGGAAGCCUUGGAGUUCUCAUAUCUGCUCCUCACAGAAGAACGUCUUGCGAAAUGGGCCUGGCAUGGCAAGACACACGUGCAGUGGCACACCAUUGCUUUCAUUCUCUCCGAGAUUUGCUCGCGGCCACCAUCAGCAGAGUGUGAUCGUGCAUGGCAGUGCAUUACAAAGGUUCUGGAAGGAUGGGAACAAAGAAUGGAUAAUCAAAAGGGCUCGCAUUGGGGUCCUGUCAAGUGUUUAAUGGCCAAAGCCCGGUAUGUUCGAGAAAUGCAGAGACGCGAUCCCGUUAGCAGCAUCGAGUGCAACGCGGCGCCGAAUCUCAUACUUAGAUCCACUACUAGAGAUAUGCGAGGCGGGACGCAGCCGUUGGAGCAGGUGGAUACAAUAGUUACAUCCAUGGAUAACUUCAUACCAUCGAUAGGUGGCCCCCAAGGAGACUUUGCUAUCGAUACAUCGAGAUCUUACAUUGAAGCAACGUUGGAAGAGCUCGACGUUGCGUCAUUGGCCGCGUGGUGGGACACGUCUAUAAACAUGUAGAAUAUAUCAAAUGGGUACACUUCAGCUAUAGUGUACAGAAUAUCUGCAAUAGUUUAAUAUUUGCCAGCAAAAGGAGCAUCAGUUCCACCUCAGUUAUAGCGAUUCCAUAGAAUAAACGAGCUUUGUACCCGCAACUUUGCCCUGAGCGAGUUCAUCCAAGCCAGCAAUGACACCCUGUAAUCCCUCACCACCCCUAUUUACAGUACAUCUUGUAGGGUGGAGUUUCUCUUCUGCCAAUAACUUGGCCGUUCUCUCCCAGAAAGCUGCUCCAAAAGUAGCAUCUUCUUCUGAAGCUGGGAAUGUGAUGGGUCCAAAGGAAAACUCCUCUCCAAACACCGUGUAAGCCAACUGCCACUUUGUCUCCACCAUGGGAUUGAUCUCAGCCAGGAAAUCACCAGGCGUAAGCGGAUUUACAGUUGCGUAUAUGCCCUUCUCUGUGGAGCUCAUGGCGCGGGCAGCCACUUCAUGAAACUUGUCGUUGGGGGAGCAGUCCCACGCCAGGGUAAGAUUUCCGCCGGUGGCUUCCUUGAUAGCUUCAACGAGGACUUCGGUGCUCUCGCGGUAAUCUAAUACGAUGUCGGCACCAAGCGACCGGAGGUACUCAAAGUUGUAUGGGGAGGC